AUGUAUGCAUCGCAUAUUCUGUUCACCUCUAUCUGCGUGGCAUAUGUUGUUUUGAUUCGUCGUCUACGCUUUCGGCGUGCCGCUCACCAUGCCCGGCUCGUUGCGGAUUCAUCCAAUUUGGACAAUGAGGAGAUGCCUCUUCCUGUUGCCCAGGAAAUCUAUGAUUCGUUGAUGCACGCGGAAUUCCCGUUUUGGAUCUGGAAAGGAAUCGAGAUGGGCCUCUUUCGCACUUACGCGAUCCCGACCAUCUCGGCACAGUUAGCCAAAACUUCACGUCUACUCCCCCCAAAGCUCCCGCGCCGCUAUGUCGAGACGCAAGUGCUGUUUCUUGAAUUUACCCUGAGGAAAUGGGGAACAGUGCCUUGGUUACAAGCAAUGGCACGGACGAGAGCCAUCCACGCUGGGUAUCGAGAAUCAGGCGCCGUCAGAGAGGAAGAUAUGCUGUACACACUAGCUGCUCUCGCCACAACACCAGUCUUGUUGGUCGAGAAGUUGGAGUGGCGUUCUCUUAGUGAUGUCGAACUCGCAGCCAUCGGCACUCUGUACCGGGCAAUCGCGGACGCACUUGAAAUUGAUUACUCUUUGUAUCUUGCGUCUUGGACUCCGGGUGAACAACGCACUAGCAUUGUCGGGCUCGAUUUCUACCACGCUCUACACCGCUGGCAGGUCAGACACGAAAUACGCCACAUGGUGUACAUGCCCCAAAACGAGCUCCUCUGCGAAGCGGCCGUUGAUAUGCUUCUUUGGGCCAUCCCUGGGAAGCCGCUGAAGCGGUUCGUCACUACGGCGUUGACCUCCGUCAUGGAUGACUUGCUACGUGAGGCCGUGGGAUUCCCACCCACCCCAUUUUGGAUUGCGCACACAACGUAUGCCGUGCUCGACAUACGGAAGUUUUGUCUGCGGUAUCUGUGUCCUCCUCGGCCCGAUUUUCUCAAGAUUCAAUGGUGCGAUUCAGACCCGUCAUCAAUUCAGUGCGCUUUUGCGGUCGACAAAUCAUUUUGCCGACAUGGUCGUCCGGAUAAGGAGUUCGCAGGAUCCUGCCGAACCGACCCACCUAGAACAGGCAUGACAACAUAUGUGGCAGCCCCUUUUUUCGUGAAACCGACGUUCCGGAAUCGCUGGUUAAGCCCGAAAGCAUGGUGGUGGUGGGCGUUGCGUCUGCCGAUUCCAGGUGAUAAGCCAGUAGUACACAAGGCAGGAGGAUACACUAUCCCUGAUUUGGGUCCAAGGGGUCUUGGAUGCAUGGACGCUGCUCAAGAGAAAGAGGAGGCGAAAGUUGAGACAGUGGGACUUGCUAAAGGGUGGUGGUGA
Messenger RNA from Talaromyces rugulosus, 1311 nucleotides. RefSeq lists its product as uncharacterized. Bases 1 to 1311 code for a protein of 436 amino acids. The record is from RefSeq and is a predicted model, not a curated record. Gene Ontology annotation, molecular function: oxidoreductase activity. Lineage: Eukaryota; Fungi; Ascomycota; Eurotiomycetes; Eurotiales; Trichocomaceae. The transcript has a single exon.